UGACCACUGAUACUCUCUGGCUGACUAAUCAAGCUUGCCUUCCAAGUUCCAACCACCCUUCUUCCUCCUCCGGCUGUUCCUCUUUCAAUCCCUCUCUCUGCCUCUCCAGUCAUAUUGUGCGCGCGGCUAUCGUAUCUCCCUCUCCAUUGCCACGUCGCAGCUUUGCAAUAUUAGGCAGGCGUAGGACGAUCUGAGCAAGCCAUCGAAACUACACGUAGGAGCGGAGACCAGUGGUCUGAACUGGCUGCCUACAUGCGGCAGCAGCUCUUCCUCCUCCUCCUCCUCCUCCUCCUCCUCCUCCUCUUCCUCCCCCAUGCAACCUACUGCGCGACCGCCGGCGCCGGCGGCGGCCGGUGCGACCGCCGGUGCGGCAGGAGCUUCGUCGCGCCCUACCCUUUCGGCUUCUCCGGCGACUGCCCCUUCCUCCUGGGCUGCAACGCCACCGCCUCCACGCCCCUCCUCCCGCGCAGCACCGCGGCGGCGCCGUACCCGGUCCUCUCGUUCAACUCCACCAGCUCCACCUUCGUCGUCUCCCUCGCGCCGUCGUGCAACCGCACCGUCGGCGACGCCAACGCGUCGCUCAACGUGGCGGCCUCACGCGCCGGCGCCGGCGCCGGCUACGGCGUCUCCUCCCAGACCGGCCUCUUCCUCCGCGGCGCCUGCAGCGGCACGACGGCGGGGGCAUUCAAGUGCAGCGUCUCCGCAGACAUCAUGGGGAAGCUGCUCCGGAAGACGCAGUGCGGUAACGACACCGCCUGGACGUGCGUGGGCUCGCCUCCCACCGCCGCGGUGAGCAAGGGGCAUGGAGAGUUCCUGGACUGGGACGACGUGGAGGCCGCCGGGUGCGAGGACGCGCUGACGGCGACGGUGUACGGGGUCGCGCCGGCGGGGCUGCCGUCGCUGGAGUUCGGCGUGGCGGAGCUGGGCUGGUGGCUCGAGGGGAUGUGCAACGCCACGAGCGGCCGGUGCGCGCAGAACGCGACGUGCCAGGACGUGGUGACGCCGAGCGGGGCGUGGGGCCACCGGUGCGCGUGCCUGCACGGGAUGUCCGGCGACGGGUUCGCCGCCGGCGAGGGGUGCCACUACGGCGCGGAGCGUCUCAAGAAGAAGAUUCUCCUCAUAGUUGCAGGUGUUGUGGCGGGCGUCGCGGCGGCCGCCGGCGCGCUCCUGCUGUGCCGGGUGCAAUGCCGGCGGUACAGGGCCGGGCGGUCCGGCUCGGAGCGACUCGCGGCGAUGCGGCUGCUGUCGGAGGCGGCGACGUCGAGCGGAGUGCCGGUGUACUCGUACGGCGAGGUGGCGCGCGCGACCAACUCCUUCUCCCACACGCACCGCCUCGGCACGGGCGCCUACGGCACCGUCUACGUCGGCAAGCUCCCGGCCAGCGCGCCGACGCUCGUGGCCAUCAAGCGCCUGCGCUGCCGCUACCACCACGAGGACGACGACGCGGCGGCGGCGGCGCUGCUGCUCAACGAGAUCAAGCUCAUCUCCUCGGUGAGCCACCCCAACCUGGUGCGCCUCCUCGGCUGCUGCCUCGACCGCGGCGAGCAGAUCCUCGUCUACGAGUACGUGCCCAACGGCACGCUCUCGCAGCACCUGCUCGACGGCGGCGGCGAGGGCGGCGGCCGGGGACGCAGCCGCCUGCCGUGGCGCGCGCGGCUCGGCGUGGCCGCGGAGACGGCGGCCGCCAUCGCGUACCUGCACGGCAUGCGGCCCCCCAUCUUCCACCGCGACGUCAAGUCCAGCAACAUCCUCCUCGACGGCGGCCUCCGCCCGAAGCUCGCCGACUUCGGCCUGUCCCGCGCCGUCGACCGCCUCGAGGCCUCGCGCUCGCACGUCUCCACCGCGCCGCAGGGCACGCCCGGGUACGUCGACCCGGAGUACCACCAGAACUUCCACCUCUCCGACAAGAGCGACGUCUACAGCUUCGGCGUCGUGCUGCUCGAGCUCAUCACCGCCAUGAAGGUCGUUGACUUCGACCGCCCGGCCACCGAGGUCAACCUCGCCUCCCUCGCGCUCGACCGCAUCGGCAGGGGCAGGGUCAGCGAGAUCGUCGACCCGUCGAUCCUCGACGGCGGCGAGGAGUGGGUCGUGGAGUCGGUCCGGCACGUCAGCGAGCUGGCGUUCCGGUGCCUGGCGUUCCACAAGGACGUCCGGCCGUCCAUGAGCGAGGUCGCCGCCGAGCUGAGCCAGAUCAGGGACGCCGCCCCGGACUCCGAUUCCGACGACCCCGGGUCCAGGCUCAGGCCUAUGAUGGACGUCCAUGUCGACGUGAGCUUGGACGGCCCGGACGCGGUGGGGAAGAAGGCGGUCUCGCCGGUGUCGGUGCAGGAGGUGUGGGUCAGCGACCAGAGCUCGCCGUCGACCAACGGCUCCAUGCCGCGCUUUGUUGCGUAGUAUAAGCUAGUUCUUGUACACUGACGAGGAAAACAAUGUAAUUUACUAAAAUUUUUGUUCUCUCAUUUUCUCUAGUAUAAAAUUCACUGUGCAAGAUAACAUCCAUUAUUGUAUAGUUACAUGAAAAUACGCGAUAGGUUAUCUUA
Panicum hallii is the source of this 2540-nucleotide messenger RNA. Its product is annotated as wall-associated receptor kinase-like 14. The transcript has 3 exons. Gene Ontology annotation, molecular function: protein kinase activity; ATP binding. Bases 253 to 2394 code for a protein of 713 amino acids. Gene Ontology annotation, biological process: protein phosphorylation. The record is from RefSeq and is a predicted model, not a curated record. NCBI's taxonomy places the organism in Eukaryota, Viridiplantae, Streptophyta, Magnoliopsida, Poales, Poaceae.